AUGAGUUCCAAAGCCAAGGCCGCCAAGGGCAAAACUGGUGCUUUCCCAGCAGCCAAGGCUAAGGCCCCUAAAGGGGCAGUUGCCCUGGGGGCUGGAAAGGAGUCAAAAACCAAAGCAACACCUCCACCCAAGACCAAGGGCAGCGGUGGGUCCAUGACCGUCGCUGUGCAUCGAGCCAAGAAGAUGGGGGUCUCCAAGAACCCGACAAGGCCAGAGGGGAAGGCUUACAGCUCAGACGAGGAGAAGCUGGAGGCCCCUGUGGGCGACCUGGCAGGCAGCGAACAGGAAGAGGAGGGCUCAGGUGCUGACAGUGAGGACGACAGUUUCCUGGAUGGUGCGGCAAGUGGCCCCGGGACGCUCCUGGGACCAAAACCGAAGUUGAAGGAGGGUUUGGGAACUGGUGCUGAGGAGGCUGCACCGGUGACGCCAGGGGCCACGGCACCUGGGGGCAAGAGCCGGCGGCGCCGCACAGCUUUCACCAGUGAGCAGCUCCUGGAACUGGAGAAGGAGUUUCACUGCAAGAAGUAUCUCUCGCUGACUGAGCGCUCACAGAUCGCCCAUGCCCUUAAGCUCAGCGAGGUGCAGGUCAAGAUCUGGUUCCAGAACCGGCGUGCCAAGUGGAAGCGCAUCAAAGCCGGCAACAUCAGCAGCCGCUCUGGGGAGCCCGUGCGGAACCCCAAGAUCGUGGUGCCCAUCCCUGUGCAUGUCAACAGGUUUGCUGUGCGUAGCCAGCACCAGCAGAUGGAGCAGGGGGCCCGGCCCUGA
Molecule: messenger RNA, 765 nt
Organism: Chrysochloris asiatica (Cape golden mole)
Lineage: Eukaryota; Metazoa; Chordata; Mammalia; Afrosoricida; Chrysochloridae
Gene: GBX1
Product: gastrulation brain homeobox 1
Exons: 2
Coding region: 1-765 (254 amino acids)
Biological process (GO): regulation of transcription by RNA polymerase II; regulation of nervous system development
Cellular component (GO): nucleus
Molecular function (GO): DNA-binding transcription factor activity, RNA polymerase II-specific; RNA polymerase II transcription regulatory region sequence-specific DNA binding
Source: RefSeq, a predicted model, not a curated record